UAAAACACAGCCAUUAAGAGUGUGCUUCGGUCUCAUUAUCAGUGCCGUGCAAUGGAAGGCAUUCUCGUGUUUGACCAAACAAACGAUCUCAUUUACCACGACUUCAAUGAAUCGAUGCGAGAGAAAAUGUACAAGCAGGCGCUGGAUUUGGGUCUGCUGGAGGAAGAAACAGUGUGCCCCACCCAGGAGCUGAACUCGAACGUCCUGAUACAGAUUUUCAGCCCACUUUUGGCCUCGCAGCGGAUCAUGAUGUGCCAGUUCGAUAAUGCGUACACAUCCAUUCAGAUGGAAAACAAUUUGAACGUAGUAUUCGAAGAGUUCUUAGGGUACGUUUUCCUCGAAAUCAGUACAAAGGAAGUAGAUCUGAUCAAGCGCGAGCUAGGCGCGUUCAUCUCCUUCAUAAAGUACAUUUGCGGACCAAACAUUUACGUCAUAAAAAAUGAUACGCCUAAAAGCACGAGUUUGACCGAGUUGAUCGACACAUACCGACGGUUGUACGUCACGAACCAAGGAAUCCUGAUGGAAGCGAUCGAGCAGCUGCUCGUGAACGUGGACGUGAAAAACACCGUGGUGGCAGCUCUUCACGCGGCCACCGAUCGGCUCAAGCAAGAUCCACACUCCCAGCGCAGCCACUCGCUCCUGUUCGUCGGUAGCAAGUUUCUGGCCCUUUACAGCAGCAAGCAAGCCCAGGACUUGGCUGCCGUUGAUAUGCUGUUCCUGAACCUGCUCGUCCAAUCGUUGAACCAGCGUCCUCAGCGUCGUCGCAUCGAAUCGCAGAUCGUGUUCCUCCAGGGACACAUCCAUCAGUCGCACGCCGGCUGCGUGCCUCACAUCGCGCAUGUAGUGCAGCUGUUUGAGGACGUUUCGCUUGUACUGCUCAUCGAACACGCCCAUACGGCGUUAGCCAGCCACCUGUACGAUGUGUAUUUUGCACUGCACAAGUUGCAAAACUUGCAGCUGCAGUUCGAUUUGGACAAUCUGCGUGGAGGCUUCGAUGCACUCGAGACUUACGUAAAGCACACCGGGGACGCCUUGCGGAAGGUGAAAUCGAACAACCUGGAGGCAGAGGAAGCGAUUCGCGGCUUCACGGUGAAGUGGGAAACGUUGCGCAAGAAGUACACCGACUACUUCAAGACUUCCGACAACGGGCUGAUCGUGAAGAUCGACUCCAAUAUGCCGCUGUUUGUGGAGUCGGUCAAGGAGCUGUUCCGGCUUGUGUGUGCCGCGUGUCCCACGCUCGAGCAUGGGCUGCAGCGCGUAACCGAUAUUGCUGACAUGGCGGAGGACAGUCUGGGCGAUGUGUUUCACUUUCUGCAGGCCAAAACACACAAAAACUUCACCAUGGGAUCGUAUAUGGAAGAGUUUCCCGGUAUGGUACAUUUCAUGCAUAUCGACAGGUACAACGGAAGGAUUGUGUCUCCAUCGUUGGACGUACAGGAUCCAACGGACAUAUUGAAACAGAGGGUUUGGUCCAUGGUCGACUUCUCACGCAACUAUCUGGACAAAGGUUACAUGUCGAUGAUCUGGAAAGACGUCACGUUUAGCUACGCAUACUUUCUGUGGUUCGAGGACGAACACGGUACAGCGCUGAAGCCGAACGAGCCACCGAAUCACGGGACCACCGGAUUACCGGCCACAAAACCGUCGCUGAUAGCGGGAAUUUUGGCCGGUGAUUAUUACCAACGCUUGAUAGAGGUAUGUUUCCCGCGGAGCUCGUCGGGUAAGAUACGCUGCUACGAACUGUUUCUCGUGCACCUGGGGCUGGUAACGUCUACGAUCGUGCUGGAGCACUGCCGUCGUUUGGCCGUCACGAUUAACGAUCUGACCGGAUGUAUCGGCAAUCCGAUUGAUCUGCUCUAGAGAGCCCGAUUCAACUUACCGGAGGCGAACGACACGAGCAGGGAUCACCAUUGCCAAAGGGGGAGUGCCAUACCGCUGCACGUAUUAGCAUUUUAACAGAAAAGUGUGUGACACCCAGUGGUAACACUUUGAAAAUCUGUGCCAAAGUACAGUCACCGAUCGUGUUCUGAAUCUACUUAGCCCCGCUAGUCCUUCUCAUCUGUAGUUGUUGUGAUAUCAUUUAAUUAGCAGUUUAGUUUGCGGAAGGCCACCGAGCUGAUCGCAAUGACGUUCCUUAACCUCCACCGAAUCCCACAAGGGUGAGCCAUCAUUCCACUGGUCCUUUCGCUGAUUGAAAAAUAAAGAUU
Anopheles cruzii is the source of this 2207-nucleotide messenger RNA. It is a transcript of the gene HPS1, whose product is annotated as BLOC-3 complex member HPS1. Gene Ontology annotation, molecular function: guanyl-nucleotide exchange factor activity. The transcript is spliced from 7 exons. Gene Ontology annotation, biological process: vesicle-mediated transport. The coding region runs from base 52 to 1860 and encodes 602 amino acids. The record is from RefSeq and is a predicted model, not a curated record. NCBI's taxonomy places the organism in Eukaryota, Metazoa, Arthropoda, Insecta, Diptera, Culicidae. Gene Ontology annotation, cellular component: BLOC-3 complex.